Molecule: messenger RNA, 2781 nt
Organism: Fusarium coffeatum
Lineage: Eukaryota; Fungi; Ascomycota; Sordariomycetes; Hypocreales; Nectriaceae
Exons: 2
Coding region: 1-2781 (926 amino acids)
Biological process (GO): DNA-templated transcription
Molecular function (GO): zinc ion binding; DNA binding
Source: RefSeq, a predicted model, not a curated record
AUGUCGGAAGCGCAAGACGAGAACGGACACCGAUGUUUGGGAUAUCCCGAAGAGAUAAAGAGGGAAGAUAUCGAGAAAUUGCCGUUGGACAAAGUUGGUCACGAUCGCGACGAACACGAACAUCACAACUACCACGAUGAAGAUAUCAAAGUCGAGAAAGUCCCCGUGCAGGUCCAGCGCACACCCGACGCACCAACUCCCCAUGUGGCUUCGGAAGCUACAAUGUCGCUCGCGAGCAUGGUCGAUUCAAAGCACGACACGACAGAAACUCCGAGUGCGCCCUCGCACAACAGCCACCAACCCUCGUCCGUACCCGCCCAGAAUACACCUUCUCCUACAGCUGUACGCAAAUCCGAACGACAUCGCGUUCCCUACUUCCGAUACUUUGGCCCGACUGCCAUUGUUCCUGGCUUCAAACAAAUGGUAGUUUCUGUGCGCGAUCGCAGGCGCUCGACGGCUGGUUCAAUGGCUGGGACGUCUCCUAUGUCAACACAUAGCGGAGCGCAAGGAAGCAGCUCAGUUGUUAGCGAAGCGGUUCACGAAGAACUGCCCACCUACGAUCCGAACGAUCCGGCUCCGGUCCAUCCUCUGAUCAUCAGUCUAGUGAACACCUUCUUUACACAAAUGGGUUCCAGUUACCCAUUCCUGCGACAAACCAAGUUCCUACGCAUGGUGAAAGAAAAGAGGGUUGAACCUAUACUUGUCGAUUCAAUAUGCGCUUUAUCGGCGAGAUUCUCCGACUCUCCAUCCCUCACAAAUGGAAACGACAAAAUGCCUAGAAUGGAACGUGGCUCAGUAUUUGCACAAAGAGCUCGGCAAGCUACUGUUGAUACGUUUCCCUGCCCAACAGUUGGCGCUGUACAAGCGUGUCUACUAAUGGCAUACGAAGGCUUUGGAGCAGGCCAAGAUAGUGCGCUUUGGAUGUACCUCGGCCUAGCUAUUCGUAUGGCUGUGGACUUGGGCUUACAAAAAGAGGUUGGAGUUCAGUACCAUGGGGAGAAGGACGCAUUGUAUUCUCAGAACUGGGGCCGUCCACCUGUCGAUGAAGGAGAUUCGGAAGCAAAGGCAGGAGAAUCAAGUCACCUGAACCCUCAAGAGCAAAAGGAGCUUGUACAAGAACGCAUGGAUACUUUUUGGGCUGUCUUUGUUCUUGAUCGGGUCAUCUCAUCGGGAACAGGUCGUCCUGUGACAUUCCGAGAUGAUGAUUUGGAACUCUCGAUCCCGGAACCUUUUAUUGACCCAGCUACGAACUGGCCAGCUCCAUAUCCCAUUUUCCUGCAGAUUAUUCACCUUUAUGGACGUGUUUGCGACGUUCUUAACAAGGUUCGCAACGCGCAGGAUCUCACUAAGGACACCUGGGAUAAGCUCGGCGAGAUGGAGCAUGAGCUGACAAGACUCUACAAGAAUUGGGACUGGCGCCUGCAGUUCAAUGUGAGCAACUUCAAGGCAUAUCUGGGAGCUGGCCAAGGCACGACCUUCAUCUUAUUACACUUUUGGUUUCACGCUCUAUUCAUCAUUCUUCAUCAGCCGACCCUCCUCACACCCUUUGCCGAGCUUCGCAGCGAGCUUCAGCUGUUACCGGAUAGUCGUGAGCUCAGUAUGAGCAGUGCGAAAACGAUUUGCGAUAUCCUAUCUUUCGCUGACCUGAUUGAUCCGAAGAGUUUUAUCGGGAACCCUUUCACUUGUCAGCCAAUCUAUAUUGCGGCUUGUGCCUUCGUAAUGGAGUCGAGUGCCAAUGCAUCCAGCUCACCCCCGCGAGCCAGCUCACCCCCUGGUGCCCAACACACUGCAUCGACGGGUAACAGAUCUCGAGAUGCAAAAUCAUCGAGACAUUCCUUGUUGGCUUCUGCAGCUAACCAGAAUUACCAGAAAUGCUUCAAUUCUCUACAACAGAUUGAACAGUACUGGGGCGGUGCUACGUAUAUUAUCACUGCUCUGGAUCAAAGGGCUAAGGGGAUCUGGGACUGUGAAACAUACACAGCGGAAGAGUAUGAAAGCACAAAGGCGCCUCGUAGGGGUAGCAAUGGCGCAUUGAACAACCCAUUCCCCAAAUUCGAGAAUAAGGCAUCCCCACGGCUGUCAGGGCCCCCUAUAGCAUGGACCUUGGCAGGAACAGCCAAUUCACCAAAUUCUAGCUUGACACUCAUGUAUCAAAAUCGAGAUUCGCCAGCUCAAACAGCAGCACAACCGACGCAGCCAAUGCGAGCACCUAGUACACCACCAGGCAAUAUGAUCUUCGACCCUAUACGCCAGAGCCUGCCAGAUUCGACGAACAUGCUCGCUCCGGCUUACCCCCAACAUAAUAUUUCGGCUGUGAGGCAAUCAUCUCGCCCUACUGCGCCUCGUCGGACGUCGAAUCUUUCAGCGACAAGUGGCCAAACGCGACCUACUGUCCAGUUUGACGGGGUUCCUGAGGAUAGCGAAAGCCACGACUUCUACACCGGACCUAGAUUCACACCCACAAGCCAGCCUUCGGCUGGAUUUGAUGCAUAUAGCGUCUCUCCACCAACGGCAAUGACAGAGAAUGGAGUAACUCCAGCCACUACACUCUCUGGAGCUAACACCAUGUACUUUGGCCAAAACAACUUCCCAUACACUAUGCCCUGGGCGAAUUCUAUGGGCAGCAUGGAUGGUAUUACAUUUGACAGCCAGGAUAUUGAUAUUGCUGCUUUGGGGCUGCAGCAGUCAGAUAUGAUGGGCCCUUGGUUAGACUAUUUUCCUUCGGACGUGCUGGGUCUUCUAGAGCAGCAACAUCCCCAUAUGGGCCAAGGCGGUCACUGA